CCUGUAUAGAAGGGUACCGUAUAGAAGUAGCGCAUUAUCAAGAACAACAACUUGCGAUUACAAUUUACAAGUGAAGUCAGUGAGUGAGGUCUAACUUUUUGAAAAUGUCGAGCAAGGUAGUAUCACAGCAGUUAAUCACUGAUCAAUUCAGCCAGCAAAGAUCAGGGCGAAGUCUUGAGAAAUCUAAAGGAAAAGGCAAGCAAAUAGUUGGAAGUCCUGCCGGGAGUCCGAGAAAAUCUGCAGAGGCACACGUCGAAGUUGAGAGUGCAGAGGAUUUGAUUAGGAAGAAGCAUCUCCAAACACUUAGAGAAUUUGAUCUGAAUUGGAGAUAUGGGCCUUGCACCGGAAUCACUCGUUUAGAGAGGUGGGAGAGAGCAGAGAGCCAUGAUCAGAAUCCUUCACCUCAAAUCAAAGAUCUCAUCUUAGAACAUGAAGAUGAUGAGGAUUAUGUCCAAAACACCUGGUCUUCUUACCCUCUAUGAUUGGCAAGACUUGAAGCCUUGUUCACAUGUGUGACUGUGCUAAAGAUACUAUUGGCUCUUCUGUGACAUCUGUAUACUGUACCUACAAGAAAUGAAAUUCCAACAGCCAUCUGAAUGCAAUGUUUACACGUAAGCCUCAUCUAAACCCAUCGUAUACUACGGUCGAGAUAUCUCAGGGCAUUAUCAUGGUAUUGUCUUUUUUUCUCUAUUCAAUAAACUUAUUUAAACUCUUGGGAUCAUAUUCUGUCCAAAAUUUAAACCUGAAGCUGGGUUAAAUGUUUUGUCCAAAAUCAGGUUUAGCAAAGGCUGAGGGUUAAUUCUUUUAAAACAAAAAUUUAGAUCUAGAGCAAGUUUUAUCUGAAUUCAUGUGGACCAUCAAUUUUGGUAGGAUUGAUUUAUUAUUUUUGCUUGAGGGCAAUUUUAAAGUCAUGUCGCAUAAAGAUGUGUAUUAUCUCCUUGGAAAUGAUACCAUAGUUACAUGCUCAUGUAGAGUUGUGGUUUUAUGUUUUUAAUGUGAAUGAAGGCCAACCAUGGUCAAUGCUGCAUUGAAUUACAAGCCACUUGUAAUUCUAAGCUUUUCCUGAAAUACUGAGCAUUGUUCAUUUUUAUCAUAUUACAUGAUGUAUGUUUACGGUUUGAAAGACUGUAUUCUUAUUGAUCAAAGAAUAUCGUGUUACAGACUUAAAGUAGAUAUCUUCCUGGAUAGUUACCAGAUUUUUAACAAGUAUUUUUUGUUUAGGUCUGAUAUAUUCCAAGCAUCUUCUACUUGCCCAGUUUGAAAAUAACAAAUUUAAUAAUAAUGUUGGAAUAAAAACUGCAUGCAUCAUUGUUGUCAUAGUAUUCAAGUGCAUAGGUAUUGGUCAAAUGAAAAUGUCUGUGCCAUUCUCUACAUGUAGGUACUGUGAGUAGGAUUCUAUGUUGUCUUUGGGAAAUAAACUGAGAGUUUACUUUAAAAUACAUGACAAUAUUACAUUCCUGUAUACAGAUAAAAUGUCACUGUUUUCAUAAUUUACUUGGUAUUAAAGGUUUACAAGAAUGAAAUGUUAAACUAAAAGUUUAGUUGCUCCUAGCAUUACUCCAAGAGUGACCCAUAACUUUGUGCUGUUCAUACAAGUUUCAUAUUCUCGAUGAAAUGAGUAUAUUCACAACCAAGAAUGGGUCUCAUGACAUGACUGUUUUUUAAACUGGUAGGGUAUUUCAAUAAAAGAGCUAUUUAUUCACUUUUUUAUGUCUUUUACAACUGUACACCUUUGCACCUUUGCAAUUUUGAGAGGAUUAUAGGCAGCAUGCAGGUAUUCUGUCAAUAAGAUUUAAAAAGCAAUGCUGUGAUAUUUUUAUAAACAUUUUAUACAAUGUAUGGUAAAAUAAUUUAAAGAUGUACAACUUUUGUGCAUUUUUUUUGGAAAAUGUGUUAGAGGACUUUACAUACACAUAUAAUCAUGUAAUUAUGAAGAAUAUGAAGAAAUUUAUUUCAGAAAAAAAUAUGUGCAUACAAUAGAGUUUUAUUCUAGAUUCAUCAAACUAAGCUGCUUGUUGUAUUAUUUAAUCUGAAGGUUUUUUAAAGUGUUUUUUAAUGUUAAGUUUCAUUGUAUUUACUAAUACUUUUACUGCUUAUAUCUUUAUUGUACAAAAAGUCUAAACUAUGUGUUCAUAUAUUUUGUAUUCCUUUACAUAUACAGUGUUGUAUAAUUGUAUUAUUCUCUUUAUCCUUUGUAAUUUCAACUUUAUUUGAUUAUGUGCUAAAGUAUAUAAAAAGGGAUGUUGAUAUUUGAAAACUUAAGCUUGACUGCAUGAUAAAAGCUUUUGAUGUUUUUUUUUUGCAUUUUGCAUCGAAGACAUUAUGCUUCUUUUCACUUACAAUGUACAAGCUUAUGAUUUAACAUAAUUUUGUAUAACAUUAUGCAGCAGUCACCUUUCUCUCAAAUGACUGUAUGAAAUUUACUCCAUUUUUUCAUUAAAAGCAGGGAUUAUCUAUGUAACACAUGUAUAUCACUAAGUUCUUAGUGUUUAUGAACAAAUUUAAUAAAUGUGUUUUAUACAAAAACAAUGGAAAAUUA
This is a messenger RNA of Strongylocentrotus purpuratus (purple sea urchin), 2539 nucleotides long. RefSeq names its product DNA polymerase delta subunit 4-like. Gene Ontology annotation, biological process: DNA synthesis involved in DNA repair; DNA-templated DNA replication. Lineage: Eukaryota; Metazoa; Echinodermata; Echinoidea; Camarodonta; Strongylocentrotidae. The transcript has 4 exons. Gene Ontology annotation, cellular component: delta DNA polymerase complex. The coding region runs from base 105 to 482 and encodes 125 amino acids. Gene Ontology annotation, molecular function: DNA-directed DNA polymerase activity. The record is from RefSeq and is a predicted model, not a curated record.